This is a messenger RNA of Linum trigynum, 3078 nucleotides long. The record is from the annotation of a GenBank genome assembly. Lineage: Eukaryota; Viridiplantae; Streptophyta; Magnoliopsida; Malpighiales; Linaceae.
AUGGCCAACAACCCGCAGUUUUCCGGCGUACAGCCUCCUCCUCCACCUCCUUUGGUUGGUUCUUCUGAUGCUCCUCGAAGUUAUACCCCAGGUCCACCCAUGCCGAUGCAAUUCCGGUCAGUUGCUCCACCAGUGCCACAACAGUCUCAGCAGUUUCUUCCUGUGACUUCUCAACAUUUUCAACCUGUUGGGCAUGGUGUGAAUAUGAUGAACCCUGGGUUGUUUUCCCAGCCUCAGCAAGUCCAAUAUCCGCCGCCAUCCAUCCAGCAUUUACCCGUAAUGCCUGGUCAAUCUGCACAUGGUCCUCUUCCAUCUCAGCCAAUUCCACUGACUAAUGCUCAGCCUAAUAGGCAUGUUGUAUCCGGAACAUCGCUACCUCCACCCCCACCUCCAAAUCAAAAUCCUACUGGUUGCAACCCGAGUUUAGGUGGCCCAUUACCGUAUAGUUUUGCACCAGUUCCUUACCCUCCGCCACCAGUGACUUAUAAUGCUGUAACCCAGUAUCAGCCUAUCGCACAAGUACAAGCAUCUAGUGCUCCUGCCCCAUCUCAGCCUGGAGUAUCAUCUGCGAAGCCAAGUACUCCUGCUAGUUUGCUGCAUCACAAUGGUGAACAGCCUUCAGUGGCCAAUUCAAAUGUUUUGACAAGGGGUAUAGACUGGAAGUCCACUGAAGGAGUAUCAACAGAUUGGAUAGAGCAUGUAUCUACGGCUACUGGAAGGAGAUAUUAUUACAACAAGAAGACGAGAACAUCUAGUUGGGAAAAACCUUUUGAAUUGAUGACUCCAGUUGAGAGAGCGGAUGCAUCAACUGACUGGAAGGAAUUCAUGAGUCCUGAUGGCAGAAAGUACUUCUACAACAAGGUUACCAAGCAGUCCAAGUGGGAAAUCCCCGAGGAACUGAAGUUGGCCCGCCAAGGAGUAGCAGAAACAUCUACGGUGGAGACACCAGCUGAAAGUUCUCCUGCCCCAGCUUCUGACGUUUCCCAUGUGGAUAAGAUGACAUCGGGGUCAGAUCCUUCAUCCUCCACGGCACAGGAUGCACCAUCUAGUCCUGUUCCUGUUCUACCCAUUGCUGCUGUUGGGCAGUCUCAUACUUCUGAAUCAUCUCCAUUAGCUGCUGCUGUGGCUUCUUCUUUAACUACACAUACAGAUUGUCAAAAGCCAGCUUUGGAUGAAGGAACUGCUGAGGUUCCUGCCACCUUGGGCGACCCUAAACUAGGAACAAGGAUCAACUCCAGCAACAGUUCACCUGAAUAUCCUAACAUAGAAGAACAGGUUGCAAAACAAGAUAAAGAGGAUGCAGGGAAAGACAUAUCAACAAGUGAGAAAAUGAACAAUGCUACGGCAGAAGAUAAAACUGCUAUAAGGGAGCCCUUAUCUUUUAUUGAUAAACAGGAAGCAAGAAAUGCAUUCAAACUGCUUUUGGAGUCUGCCAGUGUUGGGUUAGACUGGACCUGGGAGCAGACCAUGCGUGUGAUAAUAACUGAUAAAAGAUAUGGUGCACUCAAAACACUUGGAGAAAGGAAGCAAGCAUUUACUGAGUUCUUGGCAGAAAGGAGAAAACAGGAAGCUGAAGAGAGGCGCACCAAGCAGAAAAAAGCACGUGAGGAAUUCAGGAAUAUGUUAGAAGAGUCGAGUGAUAUAACUACAGCAACCCGAUGGAGCAAAGUGAUAUCCUUAUUUGAACAUGAUGAACGUUUCAAAGCGAUCGAAAGAGAGAGAGAUCGCAAGGAUCUGUUUGAUGCAUAUUUGGAGGAGCUAGCAGAGAAGGAACGAGUAAGAGCUCAUGAGGAGCGCAAAAGAAAUGUUAUAGAGUACAGACAGUUUUUGCAGUCUUGUGAUUUUAUCAAGGCAAGCACCCAAUGGAGGAAAGUUCAAGAACGGUUAGAGGCUGAUGAAAGAUGCUCACGACUGGAAAAGAUUGAUCGGCUGGAGAUCUUUCAGGACUACUUACGUGAUUUGGAGAAAGAGGAAGAAGAGCAAAGAAAGAUACAGAAGGAAGAAAUGAGAAAGGCAGAGCGUAAAAACCGUGAUGAAUUCCGUAAACUGUUGGAAGAACAUGUAGCUGCUGGGACCCUUACAGCCAAAACUCAUUGGCGUGAUUAUUACUUAACGGUUAAAGAUCUACCUGCUUAUUUAGCUGUUGUAUCAAAUACAUCUGGCUUAACUGCUAAAGAUUUGUUUGAUGAUGUUGCUGAGGAGCUAAACAAACAGUAUCAUGUGGACAAAACUCGAAUAAAAGAGGUGGUGAAGUUGAAAAAGGUUCCUAUGGCUUCAGCAUGGACAUUGGAAGAUUUUAAAGCUGCUUUCGAACUGGAUGUUGCCUCCCCCCCUGUAUCCGACCCAAAUCUACAGAUGAUAUUUGAGGAAUUACUUGAAAGAGUCAAAGAAAAGGAGGACAAAGAGGCCAAAAGGCGCAAGCGUCUUGCAGAGGGUUUCCUUGAUCUGUUGCGUUCCAUCAAGGAAAUCACUGCAUCCUCCAAGUGGGAAAGUUGUAAAGAGCAAGUUGAUGGUAGCAGAGAGUUCAGUUCAAUUGGUGAAGAGAGCUUCUGUAGAGAGAUUUUUGAGGAAUACAUAAAUCAACUAAAAGAUCAGGAGAAGGAGAACGAGCGCAGGAGAAAAGAUGAUAAGGCAAGAAGGGAAAGGGAUAGAGACGAUAGAGAGAGAAGAAAGUUGAAGCACAGAAGGGAGAAAGAAAGAGGUCAUGAGAGAGAAAAGGAUCAGUUGAAGGAGGAAAUGGAGAGUGAGAGUGUUGAUGUGGUAACAGAAGCCCAUGCAUCGGGUGACGACAGAAGGCUGGGCAGUGAGAGUAGCAAAAAACAAAGGAAGAGGCAUCAUCAUGGAAUAGGUGGGGACGAUGACCCCGAAGAAAGUGAAAAAGAGAGGUCCAGAGGCAGCCACAAACAUAGUAGUGACCACAGUAAAAGAGGGAGAUGGAAUGGUACUACCCCCGAUUCGGACAGUGAGAGCAGGCAUAGAAGGCAUAAGAGAGACCACCACCAUAAUGGUUCUCGUAGGACUGGUAAUCAUGAGGAACUUGAAGAUGGAGAGUUUGGGGUGGAUGGGGAAACCCGGUAG